This is a messenger RNA of Chiloscyllium plagiosum (whitespotted bambooshark), 2955 nucleotides long. Its product is annotated as torsin-4A-A-like. Lineage: Eukaryota; Metazoa; Chordata; Chondrichthyes; Orectolobiformes; Hemiscylliidae. Gene Ontology annotation, molecular function: ATP binding; ATP hydrolysis activity. Gene Ontology annotation, biological process: negative regulation of apoptotic process. Gene Ontology annotation, cellular component: endoplasmic reticulum lumen; nuclear envelope. The record is from RefSeq and is a predicted model, not a curated record.
GUCUUUGCAUAAAAGCGACUUCCUGAUAUUGUGUGGAGCGGACUUAAACAACUUCCCUGUUGUCCCGCCACAUUACCUCAGGCAGUGAGGACAGCUAUGGCUAGAACCUUCCAGAAACGUCCCCACUGGAAAAGGAAAGAGUUAGAAACCACGCAGAGCAAACUGCAGGGUGAGCGCAGCUGAGACCUUCUUUUUCUUGGUCUGUGUGGCCAAGACGCCAAGCUGCUCCCCCAGUGACCUUCCCCGCAGCGUAAGGUCAGAAGUGGGGUUGUUCGCCAAUGAUUGGACAGUGUUCAGCACCGUUUGCCACUCCUCCGAAUCGGAAAAGCAGCCCAUGUUCAAGUGCAACACAGUCGGGACGGUGUCCAAGCUUGGGCUGACAAGUGGUCCAGCGGUGAUCCAGGGCAAAGGUUGAGGAGAUGGCAAUGGAGGUGACGGGGCCCACAAUGGACCCAGCUCCCAAAGCCGUCCAGGGUGUCAAGCAGCGGAUCUCCACGGUGACCUCCCCUCUGAGAGCGGCCUAUCGGAUCCGCCACAAAUACCUCGUGAUGAAGAGGCGGCGAGUGGGCGCAGAGCGCGGCGAGGCCUCGGGGCUGGAGGGCCGCUACCUGCCCUCCAAGGGCCAGGGGCUGUUGGAGCGCGCCUUCAAGCACCGAGCCAAGCCGGCCGAACAUUUCACCUUCGAGAAGGUGCCCGUCAAAACCACAAAGAGGCGCCGCUCCAGCAAGAGGCGCAAAGUGCUGUACCCGAGCGAUACCAGGAGGUACCUGCCCGAGGAGAAGAAAAGCAAGGCUAAGAACUGCCUGUUCCUGCUGAGCCUGAUAGUCUUCUUUCAGAUAUACAACGCCAUUGAGAACCUGGAUGAUAAUGUGCUGAAAUAUGACCUGGCCGGCUUGGAGAAGACGCUGAAGAGGGAGGUGUUUGGUCAGAGCGUGGCGAUUGACUCCCUGAUGGACUUGCUGGGGGACUACCUGGCCACUCACAUUCACGACAAGCCGCUGUUGCUGUCUUUGAACGGGCCCAGUGGGGUUGGCAAGAGCCUGACGGGGAGGCUGCUGGGGAAGCAUUUCCGCGCGGUGCUGGGCGACGAGCUGGUAUUGCAGUAUUUCGUCCUGCACCGCUGCCCGGUACAGGACAGCGGCACCGCCUGCCUGCAGGAAUUGGCGGGGGGCAUUGCCAGCGUGGUGAGGCGGGCGGAGAAAGAGGAGAAGAUCCCCCUGCUCAUCUUCGACGAGGUGGAGUACAUGCAGCCGGCCUUGCUGGACUUCCUGCGGGGCUACCUGCAGCCCGAGCAGCCCAACGAGUUCCUGAACGCCGUCUACGUCUUGAUCAGCAGCUACGGGCAGGGCGAGAUCACCAGGUUUGUGCUGCAGAACGCCUCCAGCGGCCUGGCCAGAGGGCCCCCCAGGGCGGAAGAGCUGCUCCUCGCUGUCCAGUCGUCGCUGAGCCAGUUCCACCCAAUCUGGGACCACGCCGACAUCGUCCCCUUUACUCUCCUGGAGAGGAGUCACAUCGAGGGCUGCUUCCUGGAGGCGCUGAUGAGAGAGGGGCACUACCCAGAGCCCGCUCAGCUCAGUGACCUCGCCAGGGAGCUGAAUUAUUACACGGCAGGGGGUAACCAGUAUUCUGUUCACGGCUGCAAGUACGUGGGCCCCAGGGUGAGCCUGUUACACUGAGUGUGCAGGUUCCCGCACUCUGGGCCAAGCCAACAUUACCAGGGCUUUGGCAUCUCCCGGGUUUGGCUGGCUCCACUGGGCACCCACCCACCCACCUGACAGGGGGGGGGGUCACACACUAAGAAUUUCAGGAGAGGCAGAGCGAGGGUCUGGGGGUAGGUGGGCUGUCAUCAUGGCUGUCCCAGUCUGUAUUCAGCAGUGAGAUUGACCAGGCCCGGUCACUGGUCCCUCGAGGGUCACCGAUUCAUACCGACCGAGAGCAGUCGGUGUGAUAGUGAACUCGGCAACACACAGAGAGAGAGAGACAGGGGCCAUCCUACAGCCUGAGAGAGAUGGCAUUGCAAAAGGGGCACCCCCACACCACGGUCACUCUCAUCAUGGUCACUCCCUCACCAUGGUCACUCUCAUCAUGGUCACUCCCACACCACGGUCACUCCCUCACCGCCGUGACUCACACACUGCGGUCACUCCUUCACUGCGGUCACUCUCUCACCACAGUCACUCCCACACCAUGAUCACUCUUUCACUGUGGUCACUCCCUUAUCGCGGUCACUCUCUCACCACGGUCACUGUCUCAUCAUAGUCACUCCCACACCACAGUCACUCCCUCACCGCAGUCAUUCUCUCACCACGGUCACUCUCUCACCACGGUCACUGUCUCAUCAUAGUCACUCCCACACCACAGUCACUCCCUCACCAUGGUCACUCUUUCACUGUGUUCACUCCCUUACCACGGUCACUCUCACCACAGUCACUCCCUUACCGCGGUCACACACACUGCGGUCACUCCUUCACUGUGGUCACUCUCUCACCACGGUCACACCCAUCAUGGUCACUCCCACACCACGGUCACUCUUUUGUUGUGGUCACUCUCUUGCCAUGGUCACACUCUCACCACGGUCCCCCUCUCCCUAUGGUCACUCCCUCACUGCGGUCAGUCCCUCACUGCGGUCAGUCCCUCACUGCGGUCAGUCCCUCACUGCGGUCACUCCCACACUAUGGUCACUCUCUCACCACGGUCACUCUCUCACCACGGUCACACUUUCGUUGUGGUCACUCCCUCACUGCGGUCACUCCCUCACUGUGGUCACUCCCACAUUGCGGUCACUCCCACAUUGCGGUCACUCCCUCACUGCGGUCACUUCCUCACCACGGUUGCUCUUUCUCUGCGGUCACUCCCACACUGCGGUCACUCCCACACUGCGGUCACUCCCUCACUGCAGUCACUCCCACACCACGGUCACUCCCUCACUGGUCAGUCAUAUUUACCAUGAUCUGU